Messenger RNA from Actinia tenebrosa (Australian red waratah sea anemone), 2668 nucleotides. Its product is annotated as caspase-3. Gene Ontology annotation, biological process: proteolysis. The record is from RefSeq and is a predicted model, not a curated record. Gene Ontology annotation, molecular function: cysteine-type endopeptidase activity. NCBI's taxonomy places the organism in Eukaryota, Metazoa, Cnidaria, Anthozoa, Actiniaria, Actiniidae.
UCUGGUCUGGACUGGUUCGGGUUCAAGUUAUCUGCCAUUUUGCAAGGAAAGAAGAAGUAGUGCAAGUAACUGUCCUCAAAUAUGAAAAAUGGCUAGCAAAUUUAACAUUAAUAUAGCAUCGUCUACCGGAGCAGUAGUUGUUGGAGAUGGCUCUUCUAUCACUGUUCAUCAUGGCGUCUCUAAAGUUGAAACUACAAGUUACAGAAAUCAACCGGAAGAUAGACAAGAAAUUCAAUCUCAAAAUACAGGUGGCAUUCAUUGUCAAGAAACCGGAGAACCUCCCAGCUCUAAACGAGAAACUGAUGAAUUUCAUCGAAAGAUCAAGAAUGGCUAUGUCCUUAUCAUUAAUAAUCAAACAUUCCCUCAUCGCUCAAGUGUUGAGCGUUCUGGUUCAGCAAAAGAUGUAGAAAACUUAAAAAAUCUCUUUGAUGAAUUUGGCCUUCACCCAGUUAAAGUAAUGGAAAAUCUCACCAGCACUCAGAUCCUCGAGCUUCUAGUUGAGACUUCAGAGAAAGAUUUUAGUAAAUUUGAUUGUUUUAUUUGUGUAAUUCUAAGCCAUGGUUCUGCCGAUGGGAUCUACGGAGUUGACGAGCAAGUGAUUCAAGUAGAGGCCCUGACCAGUAAGUUCCGUCGAAGUCCGUGCCCCUCAUUGGAGAACAAGCCAAAGCUGUUUUUCAUUCAGGCUUGUAGAGGUUCUAACAAAGAUAUUGCCCCAGUUGAAAGCGACAGUGAACCAGUCCCAAUGCAGUGCCGAGGAUUGCCUUCUGAUGCUGAUUUCCUGAUCUGCUAUGCAUCAUCUCCUGGGUACGAGAGCUACAGAAACCCAGAACUGGGUUCUUGGUUUAUCAGGAGUUUGGUUGAGGUAUUUAAAGAGUAUGCGCCUGAUGAACAUCUCAUGGAUAUGAUGUUGAGGGUUAACAGCCGUGUCUCUUCAUACUUCAGCAACCAUGGCCAUAAACAAAUGCCGUCAGAAAUCUGCAUGCUAACAAAGAAGUUCUAUUUCAACCCACCUCGAUAGACUUUAGGGCUAGAGUUCAUUGAAACAGCUUCUUCAUUGGAGUCCAAAGACCUUUGUGUCAGCAAUGAAGAUCUAAAAUCAAGACAUACAUUAUUCAGUGCUGUACAAUUUUGGCACUUCCUUUUGUACCAAUGCAUGUUAGCUCCUGAUAAAAGAAUCUGAAUUGCAAUGGUUUCAAGAUAAAAAUGAAAAAUCACUUAGAAGCAUUUGGUUUGCCUCUGAGAAAAUUUAUUUUUAAAUUUUGAAUUUUUCUUUCCUUCCUUUUGAUUUUUCCUUUCUCUUUUGAUUGUUUGGUAACAGUGGUUUUUGUGACAAAUGAAAAUAGUUGCUAAGAUGAUAGAGAUUUAAUUCCACUAAUUUACCCCCCACCCCCCCUCCACCCCGAGUCAGAUGACAGACCUGCAGGUGUACAUAAAAACAUUUGUCUAUGCACGGGUAACUGACUUUUCAUAAAGUGGAUUCAGAAUGCAAGACCACCUUAGUGAAAAUCAGUUGUUCUAUGCAGCUAUCACUGCCAUAGAGCGCAUGCAGUAAAAACCUUUAAAUAAAAACAAACUUGAUGCUGACAAAUAUUGCUAUUUACUCACUUAUAGUUGCUAUCACUCAACUAGAACAUUUAUGACACAAAAGGCAAAAAUGUUCUCUUGCGUAUUUCUCGAACAGAACAUUUAUUACACAAAAAACAAAUGUUCUAUAGUACUAUUUGUCAGUAUCAACUUUGUUUUUAUUUCAUGGUUUUACUGUGUUCUAUUUGAAAGGCAUCUCUUUUAAAGCACUGUUCCAUGACAUAUGCAGUUGCCAGCUUUUGUCCAUUCCUUUGUACUAGAAAACUUAAAAAAUAGUUGAAAAAUUCAUACUGAGUGAAGGUAAAAUUUCUAGAAUUUUGUUAUAUAUCAUUAAUUAUUUUUGGUGCUUGCAUCUUAGACUCAGGUCAAACGUUGAACUUUACAUGAGCAAUCAAUGAAAACAAUUGAAAACAAUGGUUAUUAGGUGCAGCUCUUGUGAAGUUCAACAUUUGUAUUCGGCCUAAGUUUUAUAUGGUAAUAAUCUUGGAUGCUAUUUAACUCUAAAAUCAAUAACUAGAUUAUAACUAAAAUAAAAAAUAACUAGAUUAAGAUAGAAUAUUACAGAUAUAUUUACGACUAUAUGUGCUGAAAUCCUGGACUGUCAGCGUAUAACUUAGGAUUAAUUGCUACUUCUACUUCUACAAUUUAGCUCAGCACACUCUUAUAAUAUUCACUAAAGUACACUUCAAAUGUCAUGUAUACACUUUUUAGGACUGAGCAAAUAAAUUUAUACUGUGGUUGCUGCAACAAAACCGUUAUGAACUUUUUACUCGGGCUUUCAAAGAAAUGCCCGAGGUAUAAAUUGGGCUUUAUUUGCGUUCUGUCACAAAUCGCAGUUGCAUUCAAAGUGCAUGCGCAAGUUCUAUGCGCGUGCGUAGUAUGCGCCACAUAAGCACAUGGUCGCGAGCAAUGGCAGAGUUUUUCAAGGUUUCGUCAGAAGGAUGACGUGUUCACGAAGAAUUCUUUCGAUUUUCUGCUAUGAAGCCCGAGUUCACGCAGAUAUGCAUUUAGUUUUGAAAAAGCUUUAUAAUUAUUGGUACUUAACAUACAGUAUUAAAAGUAAAGAGUAAAUUUCUGUCGAUAA